Molecule: messenger RNA, 2197 nt
Organism: Rana temporaria (common frog)
Lineage: Eukaryota; Metazoa; Chordata; Amphibia; Anura; Ranidae
Gene: SPHK1
Product: sphingosine kinase 1
Exons: 5
Coding region: 249-1751 (500 amino acids)
Biological process (GO): cellular response to growth factor stimulus; negative regulation of apoptotic process; sphingosine biosynthetic process
Cellular component (GO): cytoplasm; membrane; intracellular membrane-bounded organelle
Source: RefSeq, a predicted model, not a curated record
AGGGUGCUGGGUGCUACAAACUCCUACAGAGUCACAGAGGCAGUUCAAAUGUGAACUGACAAGCGGAGAAGCAGCUUGUGCUCCAUUUCUCUCUCAACCUGCUUCAUGUAGUAUCUGUCUCCUCUGUAAUACUUCUCCUUCUUGCUGUGUCAGGAGCUCACUCCCUCCCUUUUUUCUUUCUUGUAUUUGGUUCUACACUUUUUAUUUGUCUCCUGCACUUCUGACCUGAGGCUUACCAAGGACCAGACAUGGGUGAUGCCCAUGGGUCAUCCGUUGGCCCAGUCGACCUUCUCCUUUGUGACACCUUCACCCAAGUUCCAGGAGAUGGGAUUCUCCUCUCGCUGCUCCUGACCCAGAAAGAACUGAAAAUAGAGAGCCUGAGUGCCACCUCGUCGCCCCCUCACCCAUCGUUCAAUCUAACCGACUGCGUCAGCUGUCACUCCUUCAAGGGUAAAGACCCCAAAGACAUCGGCGGCUAUUUCACAGUCGUGUUUUACCCUCUCAGGGGGAUGUUAGGAUCUACAAACCACAGGCAACGAAUUUCUAGAACGUUUCGGACAGAAGCGUCAAGGGACGCGGAGCAGAACAUGAAAGUCGCCAGGGCCUGGACGGAGAAGAUACGGCAGCUGUCCAUGGAGCAAGGACAGCCAUGCCUCGUGCCAUCAGGAGUCCGUGUUCUUGUGUUGUUAAACCCUUUUGGUGGAACAGGAAAGGCUCUCACUCUGUUUGAGACCCAAGUCAUGCCUAUGUUGACAGAAGCCAAUGCCCAUUUCACUUUGCUGGUUACAGAGAGGCCCAACCAGGCAUAUGAGGUGGUACGUGACCAGGAUCUGUCUAGCUGGGAUGUGAUUGCAGUAAUGUCGGGGGAUGGACUUUUAUAUGAGGUCAUUAAUGGGUUAAUGGCACGACAGGAUUGGGCGGAUGCUAUUAAAAAGCCCCUUGCUGUCCUUCCAGGCGGUUCAGGAAAUGCUCUAGCUGCAUCUAUCAAUUAUUAUUCUGGACACGAACAAGUUGCAGGUAAAAAACUCCUCACAAAUUGUGCUUUUAUCCUGUGUAAGGGCCAGCCUCUACCCCUGGACAUUGUCUCCCUGACCACCUUGCCCGAAAAGAGGAUCUUCUCCUUCCUCAGUGUGGCCUGGGGCCUAAUUUCAGACAUUGACAUAGAAAGUGAGAAAUACAGGUUUAUGGGCCAUGCCCGUUUCUCCGUAGGAACUUUUGUGCGGCUGACCGCACUGCGUACUUACUCAGGACGUCUCUCCUUUUUGCCAGCCAGCUCCUCAGCAACAGAAAUGGACAGUGGAGAUAGUCCUCCAGCAGGCAGCACAGUACUAGAAGAUCAUCUACUGGUACCGCUGGAUCAGCCCAUUCCAAGUAACUGGCAUACUAUUGAAGACCAGUUUGUCCUUGUUCUGGCACUCUACCAGUCUCACCUGGGGGCUGAACAUUUUACUGCCCCUAUGGUCAAAGGUCCGGGUGAAGGGUGUAUCCACCUGUACUAUGCCACCUCCGGAAUCUCAAGGACAAGUAUUAUAAAACUGUUUAUGGCUAUGGAGAAGGGAACACAUCUGGACCAGGAUAUUCCCUAUUUGACUCACCUUCCUGUUCUGGCAUUUCGAAUAGAACCGUAUGUAAGCACUGGUAUCAUGACAGUGGAUGGAGAGGCCAUUAAAUGCAGUCCGAUCCAGGGACAGAUUCACAGGGGCUUGGGACGCGUGAUAUCAAUUGCUUCAAAGUCCCAAUGCAAACAGUAAUGCUGCUUGAGUUUUAGAACCUACAUGCGCUGAAAAGGAAAUACUAUUGUAUUCAUUAGAGUCUAUUUUACAAUGAAGCUUGCAUCGCUAUUACAGCUAUGUAAUUUAAAACAUAAAUAGCUCAUGCAUUUAUUUCAGAUAUAGUGCCAAGGAAGUAUAGUAAGACUGCAUCAGUUAAAAUAGCUGUGUGAGUAGGUGUUAAUUUAUACUUUGAGAAGGUGACUCAAGCACGCUAUUUAGAACAUCAGCGUAGUAAAAAAGUUCCACCCAUAUUAAGGGAUUACUUUGUACUUUUAUACAAAUUUAUUUUAUUUAUCGCGGUGAGGACUAAAACACAUUUUAAUUAUUUUUUUGAAGUCACGUACAUAUGAACUAUUGUACCUGAAUGCAAUUAAAUAUUUUAGGUUGCCCUUUUUGAGAAAGGAGGAGGGGCUGUAGCCUAAUAC